Vicia villosa (hairy vetch) is the source of this 1182-nucleotide messenger RNA. RefSeq lists its product as uncharacterized. The transcript has a single exon. Lineage: Eukaryota; Viridiplantae; Streptophyta; Magnoliopsida; Fabales; Fabaceae. The coding region runs from base 1 to 1182 and encodes 393 amino acids. Gene Ontology annotation, biological process: DNA repair. Gene Ontology annotation, molecular function: DNA binding; endonuclease activity. The record is from RefSeq and is a predicted model, not a curated record.
AUGAAUAUCUUAUUUUCCAAUAUCAGAGGGUGCAAUAGUGCUUUGAAGAGGAGGAAACUCAGAAGUAUCAUAGCUAAAGGCCAGCCUGAUGUGAUGUUCUUACAGGAAACUAAAAUCCAAAAUAUGUCCGAGAGUUUUGCAGAGAGUCUAUGGGGUAAUGAGAAUAUUGAGUGGUCGGCUAAAGAUUCCAAUGGGGCAUCAGGAGGAACUAUCAUAUUGUGGAAAAAAGGCUGUAUCGAACCGUUAUUUAGUUUCAGAGCUGAGGGUGUCUUGGGCAUAGGUGCUGAACAUAAAGGUCAGCUUUAUUCCUUUGUUAAUAUCUAUUCUUCGUGUGCAAUGAUUGGCAAGCGAAAAUUAUGGUCAGAAUUAGUAGAGUUAAAAAACAGAUUGGCUGGCAGUUGGUGGUGCAUUGGCGGGGACUUUAAUUCAAUAAGAGGCAGAACCGAAAGAAUGGGAAGGUGUAUGAACACCAGAAGCACAGAGAUGGAGGAAUUCAAUGAAUUUAUUGACUUGUUGGACUUGAUUGAUGUUCCUGUGGUGGGUGGCAGAUUUACAUGGUCUAAUAAGGAAGGGAAUGUAAGAAGUAGAUUGGAUAGGUUCCUAUUAUCAGACGGUUUAAUUGACGAUUGGAAAAUUGUGGGUCAGAAGGUGGGAGAUAUGGAUAUAUCAGACCAUGUUCCAAUUUGGUUAAUUGCAAAUGACAAAAACUGGGGACCUAAACCCUUUAGGGUUAAUAAUUGUUGGUUUGAGAACAAGGAUUUCAAGAAGUUUGUAGAAGAAGCUUGGAACGAUGUGUCUGUUGCAGGAAGACAGGAUUUUGUAAUGAAAGAGAAGCUGAAAUUGCUCAAGAGCAAACUAAGAGUAUGGAAUAUAGAGAAGUUCGGCUGGAUUGAUCUUAAAAUAGAAGAGGCAACGGCGAAGAUAAAUAGGAGGGAUCAUUAUCAAGAUGGCAGUGGACAAAGGGUAGGAGGCGGGUUGGAAGAUGAGAUUAAGAAAGCUAAGGAUGAUCUAUGGAAACAUUUGUCUUUGAAGGAAAAUCUGUUAAGACAAAAGUCUAGGAAAAAAUGGAUUAAGGAGGGCGACCAAAAUACUAAAUAUUUUCACCAUUCGAUUAAAGAUAGGAGGAGAAGAAACAAUAUUGUUGCGGUUACAAGUGUUGGUGGAAGAUGUAGAGAGUAUUAG